Messenger RNA from Achroia grisella, 1335 nucleotides. RefSeq names its product actin-binding Rho-activating protein-like. The coding region runs from base 100 to 678 and encodes 192 amino acids. Gene Ontology annotation, biological process: positive regulation of Rho protein signal transduction. The transcript has 5 exons. The record is from RefSeq and is a predicted model, not a curated record. Lineage: Eukaryota; Metazoa; Arthropoda; Insecta; Lepidoptera; Pyralidae. Gene Ontology annotation, molecular function: actin binding.
CAGACGCGUACGCACGCUUCUCAAUCAGAAGCAAUCGCGCGCUAUUUUUAAAGAACUUCGUGUACUAAAAGUCAGUGUUUGUGCAUUUGUCUUGCAAAGAUGAGCGGAAAUUUCUUAACCAUCCCUGGCGAUAAUCCUAUUCAGAGGCGAUCACGGAGCUCAUCACUAACAGACUUGAUCUCAGCAUUCGAUACCAAAGCACAAGCACACAGCGACCUACAGAAAGUGACGGCAUUUAGUGGACACUUCGACAAAAACCACAAACCCACAUUCUCCAAGGAUGAAUACGGCAAACCUAUUCCCGGUUCGAUGACUGAGUUCCGAGGGGCUGAAGCUCAAGCCAGAGUGUGCACAGAGAUGAAAGAAUUAUGUGACAUCAUUAACCAAUAUGGAAAAACGCCGUGCAAGAGUUUAUUACCUCCAGAAUUGGCGUCUGCAACUAAAGUCAUCCUGUUUGGCGAACUUUUCUCUAUAUACACAGUGAUCUCGGACAAACUCGUCGGAAUACUUUUGCGGUCGAGGAAGCACCAUCUAACGUUUUUCGAGGGCGAAGUUCUAUUUCAGAAACGCGAUGACGACGUGCCUGUUUUCCUCUUGAAACCAAUUGCGGAUAUCAGAGCUUACUGCGACAACAAGGCGCUACUAGCUAGAAGAUCAGUAUCACCGAUGCCUCAUUAGAUAAUGAAAUCUAGUUAAUAUUUUUAAUAUUAAGUUCUAUAGGAAAAUAACAUACGAAACAACAGUGUUUAAAUCAACAGAUUUAAUAAGCAAGCUCCUAAUUUCUGGAGCAACUGCAGAGAUUUUAAUAAAUAGAAAACGAAUUGCUUCUAAUAUUGCUCUCGUAGUUCAAGUAUACAGUACCUAUGUUACGGGUCAAAGUACAAAAUAAAUAUGAAUUAAUACACCACAAGCACUUAUUCAAAAUGCAAAUAUAGUCCGACAGUAAAGUUGUUAUGAAUUGACUACUCAUUAAACGAAUUUGUCUUUGAGAUUAGUUGAGGUUUGUUUAUUAAAUCUGUUUAUUCGUUUUAUUAUAAGUAUAAAUUUUAACUUCAGAGUGUAAUGUAAAUAUUAGUCAUUUUAUAUUAUGGAAACUAUGGUAAGAUGAAGUUGACUCUUAAAUUGUAUAAAAUAUAAGUAUAAUAGACAAAUAUUUACUAUCAAAAUUUUAUGUGUGAAUAUAUAGGGACUAGAAUGCUCGAGGAGUUUCAAUUCAAUUUAGGGAAUAAAAACUAUAUUAUACGUAGCAUAUAUUACAUGAAAAUAGUACAUUUUCAGCAACGGAAGAUUGUACCACCAAGUUUAGAAGCUCACUAGCGGUACUCUUAGCGUGAG